This is a messenger RNA of Amyelois transitella, 1099 nucleotides long. It is a transcript of the gene MED6, whose product is annotated as mediator of RNA polymerase II transcription subunit 6. Gene Ontology annotation, molecular function: transcription coactivator activity. The record is from RefSeq and is a predicted model, not a curated record. Gene Ontology annotation, cellular component: core mediator complex; mediator complex. Lineage: Eukaryota; Metazoa; Arthropoda; Insecta; Lepidoptera; Pyralidae. Gene Ontology annotation, biological process: regulation of transcription by RNA polymerase II. The transcript is spliced from 5 exons. The coding region runs from base 189 to 1040 and encodes 283 amino acids.
AUUCUCUUCUCUUUGGUUGUUUUUAUAUGUGGUUGUUCUUAUUUUUAUCAAAAUUUAUUAGUUUUAUUACCUACCUUCUAUCUCUAAUUAGUUUACGAUCAAAAUACCAAAUCUGAUUUUUAACUUGGUUCUUUAUUGCUUAUACAUUUUCAGUUUAAUUCUGAAAUCGAGUGAUUUUUUUUUACAAAAUGAUGCCAGGAAGGAUAGGUAACAUGCCACUUGCUGCCGAAAAUCCUCUUGGAUUGUCUUGGCAUGACUCCGCUUGGAUUCCACUUCUGAGCCCUUCCAACAUUAUGGAUUAUUUUUCUGAACGAUCUAAUCCAUUUUUUGACCGAACUUGUAACAACGAAGUUGUUAAAAUGCAACGUCUUAGCAUGGAUCAACUGCAGAACAUGACUGGGUUAGAGUAUAUAUUGCUGCAUGUGCAAGAUCCUAUUUUAUAUGUCAUAAGAAAGCAACAUAGACACAGUCCCAAUCAGGCCACACCUCUUGCAGACUACUAUAUCAUUGCUGGUAUUGUAUACCAAGCUCCAGAUUUGGCUAGCGUUCUCAAUUCAAGAUUGUUAUCUGCUGUUCAUCAUUUGCAAUGUUCCUUUGAAGAAACCAUGUCAUAUUCUAAGUAUCACCCAAGCAAAGGGUAUUGGUGGGAUUUUAAACCAACAAAGCCAGGUUUGAGUCCAUAUAAUGCCAGUCAAUCUGCCCCCAAAGAAACAUCAACAACCCCCAAGGAAGAGCCAUCGACUUUGUUCCAGCGUCAAAGAGUGGACAUGCUACUGGCCGAAUUAGUGCGACAGUUUCCAUUGCCUCUAGCCUCAAGCUCAACUAAUCAGACUAAUGGUGUGACUAUUAAAACAGAAAAUGUAAAUGAGAAAGAGAAGUCAGCAGAUGUAAAUAAUGUGGCUGUAACAAUCAAACAGGAGCCUGUUGAGCCCGGCAACUCUGACAUGACCAAUGGUAACAUUCAAGGUCAUGUGGAAAUCAAAACUGAAAUUAAACAAGAAAACAUGAAACCACCUCCAGAGAAAAAACCAAGAUUAUGAAUAAUGUAGAAAUAACUUUAAUUCUUAAGUAAAUAAAUAUUCAAAAAAUACCAAAUUAA